Messenger RNA from Anopheles nili, 2760 nucleotides. RefSeq names its product irregular chiasm C-roughest protein-like. Bases 1 to 2760 code for a protein of 919 amino acids. NCBI's taxonomy places the organism in Eukaryota, Metazoa, Arthropoda, Insecta, Diptera, Culicidae. The record is from RefSeq and is a predicted model, not a curated record. Gene Ontology annotation, cellular component: cell-cell junction. Gene Ontology annotation, biological process: cell-cell adhesion. Gene Ontology annotation, molecular function: cell adhesion molecule binding. The transcript has 8 exons.
AUGGAGCUGGCGUACCCGAUCUUCUUCCUGUUCCUGCUGCUGCGAGCUGGAGCGAGUGGGGCCAAGCAGGGUGUGGGGAGCGGGGAGCGACAGAUCGAGCAGCGGUUCGCGAUGGAACCGCAGGAUCAGACGGCCAUUGUUGGGUCGCGAGUGACGCUUCCGUGCCGGGUUGUCAAUAAAUCCGGCCAACUACAGUGGACUAAGGAUGACUUCGGGCUCGGAACACACCGGAACCUGAGCGGGUUCGAGCGAUACACAAUGGUUGGGAGCGAUGAGGAGGGCGACUUUUCGCUGGACAUUUCACCGGUCAUGCUGGACGAUGACGCCAAGUAUCAGUGUCAAGUUGGUCCCGGCAAAGGCGGCACGCCCGGGAUUCGGUCAAGGUUCGCCAAGCUCACGGUGCUGGUACCUCCAGAAGCUCCCAAGAUUGUACAGGGUGACUUCAUGGUCACGACGGAGGAUCGUGAGAUAGAGCUGGAGUGCGUGUCGGUGGGAGGGAAACCGGCAGCAGAGAUCACGUGGAUUGAUGGACUCGGCAACGUCCUAACGAAAGGCAUCGAGUACAUGAAGGAACCACUACGGGAUGCGCGACGAUACACCGCAAAGUCAAUUCUGAAGUUGACCCCUAAGAAGGAACACCACAACACCACGUUCACCUGCCAGGCGCAGAAUACGGCUGAUCGGACAUACAGGUCCGUUCGGUUGAAGCUGGAGGUGAAGUACGCACCGAAGGUAAAGAUCGCUGUGAUAGGAGGUGCGCUGAAUGGAGGUCGCAUUCUCGAGGGUACAGAGGUGCGACUUUCCUGUCGCGCGGAUGCCAACCCACCAGACGUAACCUUCCGAUGGUUCGUUGGUGAUGAACUUUCCGACGGCAACCAUGCAUCUGAGCUGCUUAUCGCCAAUGUUUCGCGGAAAUACCACGGCACUACGGUCAGGUGCGAGGUCCGCAACGCAGUAGGUCGCAGUGAUGAAAGCGAGACACUUGACAUCAGCUAUGGACCGAGCUUCCGGACUUUGCCGCAGUCGGUUGAAACGGAUCCUGAAGCGACCAUCACCCUCGGUUGUGACGUCGACGGUAACCCAACUCCUGACGUCCUCUGGAUCCACGAGCCCACAGAUCAGGUCGUUUCAAGUGCGGCAAACGUGACACUAGUCGUGACACCAGCCACAGCCGGUCGGUACUACUGCAAAGCGAGCGUGCAGGGCUUUCCAGAGGUGGAAGCUGAUGCCACGGUAUACCUGCGAGGACCACCGACUAUCAGUUCUCCUCGCCAGCAGUACGGUGCGGUGCAUGACAGCGCUCAGCUCGAGUGUGUUGCCCUUUCAAUCCCAAAACCGCGCCACGUCUUGUGGUCGUUUAAUGGACGUGAGAUUAACGUCAGUACAGAACCGAGUGCCGCAGAGUACCGAACAUUGGACAGCCCGAUGCCGAAUGGAGUCCGCUCUACGCUCGUCAUCCAUCACUGCCUGCGGGAGCACUUUGGCCGGUACAACUGCACGGUUGUCAAUGACUACGGUGUCGACUUCCUGGAGAUAGAGUUCGUGUCCAAGGAACAAAAUCUCUUACCGGUUAUCGUUUUGGGCUCCCUCGGAGGGAUCACGUUUUUAAUCAUUGUCAUUGUAAUUGGCAUAUGCUUGUGUAGUCGCCGUAGCAAAAAGAAGCACCUUCCACCCGCCGACGUCAUCCCGAAGUAUGACGUGCCAGGGAAGGAUUGUGGUGAGCAUGGUGGCUGUGGAACCGGUGGUGGCAGCAGCGACCAUAAAAUAGACCGAACUGACGAUAGACUGGAGAGUGAACACCCACGGGACACCAUCACCACCAACAUCGCGCUAAACGUGCGCUCGACUACUGCCACACCCGUCGGUGCUGGUGCCAUCAGUUCGUCCUUGACUGCCCUCAAAAGCGACACAACCGAUUACAGCCGUUACUCAGGCGAUUUUUCGGACUCACUAAGCCACCUGCAGUGCCAGAAAUCGGGCCCAGCCGGUAGCGGUGUGACGCCCGGUGGCAACAACAAUGGCUACGUACCAUACGUCAACUACGCUCGCGAUUACAGCCCACCCACGCAACACCUGAUGCAGUUUAAGGCGAGCAGCAGCAGCAGCAGUAUCGGCACCGCCCUAACCGGGAAACCUCCGAUGGCGUCUACAAAACCCCCGAACGGGCAGCUUCCAACCGGCACGAUGACGCUGUCCCGGAAGCGCACACCGGGCCCGGAUGGUGGACUACCGAGCAUCCAGAGCAGCGUGUCCUCCAUCCCGAACGGGUUAAUGAAUCAUCCCAUGCUAGGGUGCCAUAUCGGGCUGGACACAAGAUUCGGUGCCAACUACGGCACGUUGCACGGUCGUGGAAGCAACAGCCCGAUGCAGCUACCACCACCUGCGACGGCCAAUCCAGCAGCCACACCAGCUCCACCACCGUACAGCGCCACUCGAAACCAAAACUGCUUACUCGGGCUCGGACUUAACCCCGGUCCAGGUGGAACAUCCGGCAGCCUGGCGAGCAGUGGCACCAACUCCGGCUUGAUGGCGACCGGUUCAAGCAGUCCCAGCUCGACGCAGUCUGGUUCGCUCUCUCUCGCCAGCUCGCAACUCUCGCAAGGUCCUUCCAUCGCGGGAACAGGAGUCACUGUAUCGGGUGUCAACUCGACGGCAGCACAGUCACAGACGCAACAACAGCAACCCAACAGCCCUCCGGGUCAAUUUAUUCUUCCAUCGAGCAGCGCAAUUAAACCGGGCGUACUGGCGACCCACGUGUAG